AUGUCCCGCACAAUCUUCUACGGCGCAUCAUUCGCCGCUUUCGCCUCCGCUUCAAUCCUCACCUUAACAGCAAUAACCCUCCCCCGCUGGGUCUCCUACACCUACGAAACCUCCUCAGGCCCCAUAACCCAAACCUACGGUCUCCGUCACAGCUGUCGCACAGGUCCAUCCCUCACAAACCCAACAACAAUCUGUCGCCCAUUCCCCACCCUUCAAGACUGCGAGGACUCAGCGCAUUUCUGUUCAUUAUGGAAAUCAACGAAUUACCUCAUGAACCUGGCUGUAUCGGUUGAAGUUCUUACUUGUUUAUGUUUUAUAUUAAUACUCUCCUCCCCUAACACCACCACCACCACCACCACCCGGGAUAACAAUACUACCACCAAUAGCAAUAAUACGACAACGAAUAACACAAUCAGAAAAUCCGGCUGGAAAUUCCUAGUACUCCUACUAUCAAUAUCAGUAACAUGUCAACUCCUUGCGAUGUCGCUGGUGAGUUAUGUGUACGAGAAUGAUGAACGGUUCUUUGUGGGUUGGAGGUUGGAUGUUUGUUGGGUGCUUUGUAUGGUUUCUUGGGGGGUUGGGUUGGUUGUUACGGGGUUGGUGGGGUUGGUUGGGUGGGUUUUGCCGGAGGAUGCUGGGGGGAGGGAGGGGUAUGAGAGGUUGCAGUAG
Molecule: messenger RNA, 669 nt
Organism: Orbilia oligospora ATCC 24927
Lineage: Eukaryota; Fungi; Ascomycota; Orbiliomycetes; Orbiliales; Orbiliaceae
Exons: 3
Coding region: 1-669 (222 amino acids)
Source: RefSeq, a predicted model, not a curated record